AUGGGACCAAAACUGGUUAUGAUCCAUAAAAUGACUAUUGAUUUAUUGUUUUUUACAUAUAUUAUUUUAAUUGUAAUGAUUGCAUAUGGCGUUGCUUCGAGAACUAUGAAUAGUUAUGCUACUAUUGAUCCAUUAACAUUUGAUGGCCGAUCAGUUUUUCGAAACAUUAUUUGUCCAACAUAUUAUCUGUUGGAUGGGAAUAUAGAUAGUGAAUUACAGAAGCUUGAUGCAAAUUCAGGUAAUAACACGACUAUUGCUACUCAUAUAUUAUUAGCUUUUCACAUGUUAUUUGUUAAUAUACUGCUUAUUAAUCUUAUUAUUGUAAUGUUUAGGUUUACAUUUGAAUCUGUUCAAACACAAACGGAUCUUGUUUGGCGUUAUGAACGAUAUUCAUUAAUCCAAAUAAUUGGAGCAAAUCGAGAAGUUGAUAAAGAUUGGUCAGCAUUUGAAAGCUAUGCUACAAAUCAUUAUGCGCGAUCAUUAGUUACUAAUCAAUCAUUAUCAACAUCGGCUCUUGAAUCAUCAAAACUACGGCAAGAGAUACAAUCACAUUUGGAAACAACAAAUCAAUCGAGUAUCAGUCAUUCAGAUAUAAACACAAUCACAGAGGAAAUGACUUCUGUAAGAAAAGCUGUACUAGAUCUACGUAAUUAUUCUGAAGAAGUGCAUGCAAUGGAACGUGUUAAAAUGACUAAAGAAUCAAAGCCAAGAUUAAAAUCAACAAUAACUACAGAUGAUACUCAUGUUAUUGAUGGUCAACCAUUCUUGUGA
This is a messenger RNA of Rotaria socialis, 771 nucleotides long. NCBI's taxonomy places the organism in Eukaryota, Metazoa, Rotifera, Eurotatoria, Philodinida, Philodinidae. The record is from the annotation of a GenBank genome assembly.